Molecule: messenger RNA, 4291 nt
Organism: Aspergillus saccharolyticus JOP 1030-1
Lineage: Eukaryota; Fungi; Ascomycota; Eurotiomycetes; Eurotiales; Aspergillaceae
Product: DEAD/DEAH box helicase
Exons: 3
Coding region: 270-3830 (1186 amino acids)
Cellular component (GO): cytoplasm
Molecular function (GO): ATP binding; ATP-dependent chromatin remodeler activity
Source: RefSeq, a predicted model, not a curated record
UGUCCUCACAGAAGUGGCGGCACUUGUAUUCAGCCCAACUGCUUAAUUGAACCUCCUCCCCCUCCGGAUCUCGCGAUCCAUAUUUCUCAACUUGCAAUUCAGCAAACCCACUUGUCUUCUACUUCUGUAUCUGCUAAAGCACAUUUCAUAUCUCUGACAGUCGUUGUAUUCCUUGCACUGCUUCAAGUCAGUCGCCUCCGGUCGGUCGUGGCCUCGACCGGCCCUGUCCGCGCGUGUGCUUUUUCGGCUUUGCCUCACCACCAGCCACUAUGGUUUUGGGCAACAAAGAAGCAGAGAUCCGGGAUCUACUGGAGGACAUCGAGCUCCAAGAAGUUAUUCUGCAAAGCUUAGAUGAGCAAUGUCCCGAUGCUCAAGAAGACAGACAGGAGAUUCUGGAUGUCAUCCAGGGUCUGCAGACGCGACUGGCGGAGCUACGCGGGGAACCUGUCAGCGGGACAGCCGAUGUAUCUCCGUCCACCUCUCAGUCGACAUCGUCAACCAUCAAUUCGCCCAGAACAUUUCAUGACAGUGUCCCCGCCUUGCCUCUGGACAACUCUACGUCUUCUGCACACAAAUUUGGACGUUCUACCCACUCUUUCGCGCGCUCUCCUACUAAUCGGACCAAUCGCAAACGUCGAUUUUCCACAUCCUCAGAGGCUGAAGAUGUUGAAGAGGACGAUGACUCUGAUGACCUCGAGGCACCAAUUAGGCGGGCGCAGCGAAAACGGAUUCAUCGCCGUCUGAGUCCUGACGUUACCCGCACUACCAGUUCUCCAGUGAUCAGUUCUCCAGUCGUGUCAGAUGAAGAUGUGGGCGAUGGCAAUGACGAACUGCGGAGGAUGCUAGGCCUCGACGGAUUCCGUGCAUUGCAAGAGGAGAACAGACGAGCAGAGCAAUGGCUCAAAGAAAUGAAGGAAAUGGAACGUCGCGACGCAGAAUUCGCGCGCCAGCUCGCGUUGCAAGCCGACAGUGAUCCGCCGCAGUCAUCGUCUAAUCAGAGCCCCUCGCCCCCGUCUGCUCCCAAUUUCUCUUUCGCAGCUCCGUCUGCUAGUGGGUUCAACCCGAAUGCGCAGCGUGCCCCAGUCAUGCCAGGAACGUUUCCCAUGGGUUCUCAGCCUUCCAACCGUCUGCCACCUGGUCGUCACUAUGACGGCUACAGAGAUUCGAAAAUCGUCACGCUCCCGGACAGUGAUGACAGCGACAUUGCAGAGAUUGACCGUGAUGAGUUCACGCCCAAUAUCUUGCGUUCCCCGUCUUCACCAAGCAGGAGCCUUGCCGCAGCCUGGGCACAGCGCAAGCUAGGCCCAACUGGGUCGGACCGAAACACCUUUCCUACCUUUGCCAACGGAAAACCGAUCAGUUCUGGAGUGGGCCUGCCAGGGUCUCAGUAUGGGCCCAGGGUUUUGCCAAGCACUAUGGCACGAUUGCAUGCCGGAAGCAGUAUGCUCGAUAGCAUGUCAAGCGCCGUAUCUCAAGCAAGCAGGAUGCUCCUAGGAUCCUCGGACUUCUCGCUCAUGGGUCCUGGUGGCUACGAUUCUGCUCUUGAUUACUACAAGCAAGUAUACCUAUUUGAUUGCCAUGGAAGUGUGCUAACCCAGUAUGUGUUCAGCGAUCUCUACGGGUAUGGAGAGGAUCCAAAGCAGACCAAGGAGGAAAUCGUGAAAAUGUUAGAGUCCAUCAGACCCGACUCGGAAAUCGCCAAGGAAAACCGUGAGGGAACUCCCGAGGCUCUCAGGUUCACUCUUCUGGAACAUCAGAAGCUUGGAUUAUCUUGGAUGAAGUCCAUGGAGGAAGGCGAGAACAAAGGCGGAAUUCUUGCCGAUGAUAUGGGUCUUGGGAAGACCAUACAAGCCAUUGCUCUCAUGGUUUCAAGACCUUCUACCGACCCCGAGCGAAAGUCAACGCUGGUUAUUGCUCCUGUUGCAUUGGUUCAGCAAUGGAAGAGAGAAAUUAAGAGAAGUCUUAAAUCUGGCAAGCAUCAGCUCUCAGUCCAUGUGCUGCAUGGCGAUAAGAAGACUACCAAUUUCAGAAAUCUAAAGGAUUACGAUGUGGUUCUCACGACUUUCGGUACGCUGGCGGCCGAAUUCAAGAAAUUGGAAAAAGCCGAAGAGAUCAAGAAGCGAGAGCCAGAUCUGGGCCUGGCUCUUUUGAAGAAUUUGCCCUGCCUAAGUCCAACUUCUAAGUGGUACCGCGUCAUCAUCGACGAAGCACAGUGCAUCAAGAACCGGAAAACAAAAUCCGCCAUGGCGUGCUGUAACCUUACUGCCACUUAUCGUUGGUGCAUGACCGGUACCCCGAUGAUGAACUCAGUGGAUGAGUUGCACUCGCUUUUGCAAUUCUUGCGGAUUCCACCUUAUUGUAACCAUCAGAAAUUUCAGCGUACCUUCACACUUCCCCUCAAGGGUAGUCCUGCUGGCCGCGAGAAGACAAUGCAGGCUCUACAAGUUCUGCUCAAAGCGGUGCUUCUACGGCGAACCAAGACUUCCAAGAUCGACGGCAAGCCAAUCCUUCAGCUACCUCCCAAGGUCUCGGAGAGGGUGCAUGCUGUCUUCAGCGAGGAAGAGCAAGAGUUUUACAAUGCUCUUGAAACCCGCACUCAGCGCCAGGUCAACAAAUACAUCGAGGAGGGUACCAUGGGGCGUAAUUACUCAAGUAUCCUUGUGUUGCUCCUUCGGCUUCGACAGGCAUGUUGUCAUCCGCAUCUGAUCAAAGACUUUAACAAAGAAAGUCCUGUGACCUCAGAAGAGCUGGACCUUGUAGCGAAUGCCAAAGCUCUGAGCGAUGAGGUUGUUACACGUCUGAAGAACAAUGAUGACCUCGAAUGCCCCAUCUGUAUUGACGCCGUCGAAAACCCCGUCAUCUUUUUCCCAUGCGGUCAUGGAACUUGUACGGAAUGUUUCUCGAAUCUUUCAGACCCUGCAACUGCAGUCAGGAAUGGAGUCGAGGGCGCACUUGAGAUCAAAUGCCCCAACUGCCGCGCUAGAAUUGAUCCCAAGAAAAUCACCGAUCACAUCUCCUUCAGGAAGGUGCAUUGUCCCGAUUCGACUGAGGCAGAUGAGGAUGUCCCAGCACCGACCAAUGAAGCGGCAAACGAGGAUGACAGUGACGACGAUAGUGAUGAUGACAGCCUGUCUCGCUUCGUCGCUGAUGACGAUGAGGAGUACGGCAGCUCGAGGAGUCGCAAGGCCAAAGGUAAAAAGCCCCAGAAGAUAAAGAAGUCUCUUGCAGAGCUUCGCAAAGAUGCCCAGAAGAAUCAGAAGGCAAAACGCAGGUAUCUGCGUCGCCUUGAGAAGACCUGGGUGCCGAGCGCUAAAAUCGAAAAAUCUAUGGAAAUUCUCAAAGGCAUCAACAGCAAUGACAGCAGCGAGAAAACCAUUAUCUUCAGUCAGUUCACAUCCCUGCUCGACCUGCUCGAGAUUCCAAUUCGGCGAGAGGGGUGGGACUACCGGCGUUACGACGGCAGUAUGAAACCCGCGGAGAGAAACGCCUCUGUGUUGGAAUUCACCGACAACCCUGACUGCAAGAUCAUGCUGGUAUCUCUCAAAGCCGGCAACUCGGGGCUGAACCUUGUCGCUGCUUCCCAAGUGAUCAUCUUUGAUCCUUUUUGGAACCCUUACGUGGAGGAACAGGCUGUUGACCGUGCCCAUCGUAUUGGUCAGGUCCGUCCGGUGCAGAUCCACCGCAUUGUUGUGAAGGGCACGGUUGAGGAUCGGAUUCUCGAGCUACAGGAUCAGAAGCGGGAGCUUGUCGAGGGAGCUUUGGAUGAGAAAGCCUCGAAGAAUGUUUCCAGACUGGAUACCCGACAGCUGCGCCAUCUCUUCGUAAGUUGAUGAGUGUGUUCCCGUGUUGAGAGCUUGUGCUAAUCGAUCUCCUUCAGAAUAUUCAUUGAUGGAGGCGAGACCGUCUUUUCAUCCAGUCAUGAUUGCAGGCGUUGGCAAAUCCUCAGGCGCAAAUCGGUACCACAAAGAUACCCUGGCUUUCUUGAUGCUUUUCACAUUUUCGUGUUGCUUGCAGCAUGUUUCUAAUUUUGCAAUGCGCUCUGCUGAUGACAUGGUUCCAUAUACCCGGGUUGGAAAGUCGAAUCUAGAAAGCGGUGCGUUCAGGUUGGUGUUUUAGAUGAAUCGAGGCCGUGCAUACCGGCCAUACCUAGCGUGGUAGGGCGAUGCACGCUGGCUUGUAGCCUCGAUUCUUUGAUUAAUAUGGCUUCCUAACGUUAUAUUCCAAGUAUGAGAUUGUUCUCUGCUAUGUCCUGCUGAUUAGCGUAGAUAGUGUAAUUCUAUGAAGACCUCUG